AUGCACGCCACGUCGCACUCCACGCUUCCGCGCAACGCGCUGCGAGUGGUGGCGGUGGCGGCCGUGGUGCUGCUGGCGUACUUCCUCGGGCCGCCCAUCUACUGGCGCCUCGCCGCCGCCGACAACGGCCCCGACGCGCCCAUCCAGCCGGAAGUUGACCCUGAGGUAGAGCGUCUGAGGUCCGUGGUGGAGGGCGCGGCUGCUGCUGGGGGGGACGCUGCUCAUGGGGGAAAGGGCGCUGGUUGGAGGGAGGGCGCUGGUGCUGGUGGGGAGGGCGGCAGUGUGGGCGGCGCAUCAGAUGGUGGUGGUGACAGCGGUGGUGGUGGGGCACAGGGCGUGCACGUGCACAUGGGGUCCGCGGGGACAGUGGCGGAGGGCAAUGCGGGCGGGAUUGUAGCCAGCAGCGAGGGCGAAGAGGAAGGGCAUAGGGAUGGGAGUGGGGAUGGGGAUGGGGGGGCGCGUGCGGAAAGCGAGGAGGGCGACAGGGGUGCUGUGGCCGGGGCGGAGAGCAAGGGAGCAGGCCAUGCGAGCAAUGGUGAGGGCAGGGAUGGGGAGAGCCAAGGGGGCGAGAGUGGGGCGGGUGGGGAGGAGGGGAAGGAGGAGAGUGAUGGGGGAGCAGGUGUGGAGAGUGAGGGUGCUGGGAAAGGUGGGGAGGCUGUGCAGGAAGGCGAGGAAGGAAAAGAAGUAACGGUGGGAGAUGAUAAGGGUGGCUCCAGCGGACGAGGAGAAUGGUAG
This is a messenger RNA of Closterium sp. Yama58-4, 735 nucleotides long. NCBI's taxonomy places the organism in Eukaryota, Viridiplantae, Streptophyta, Zygnematophyceae, Desmidiales, Closteriaceae. The record is from the annotation of a GenBank genome assembly.